GUCAAGGCCACUUGGCACGGUUAAUGAAUAUAAAUUUGCCCACUUUUUGACAGAAAUUGAAUUUGUUCAUUAUGGAAAGUAACGCUGAUCUGGAAGAAGUUCAAAUUAACGUCAAUGGAACGAACUGUCCUCACGCUAAAUCGAUAGAACAGAAUUUUUCUAGUUCAAUACCUAAUCAUUCUGUUCCUUGCACAGAAGCUCCCACUGUGUCACUUGAAACAUCAAAUGAUUUGUCUAAGUCACCUACCAUUCUGUCAAGUUCUACUGUAACUAAGAAAGAAAUUCCUCCCGAUUACGUUUUUGGGUCAAAUAUUUCGUCACGCGUUGUGAAUGCUGAUGUGUCAAAAGGUGCCUCGGUUAAUUUAUGGACAUCAACAUCUACAAGUCAUGAUUCCGCCUCCUGUGUUUUUACCACACUGGCUAAAGCAGUUACUGCUUCUCAAGCAAACUUUAAGGAUUCGAAAAAUCUGGAAGAUUCCGCAAAGGAAGUAGCUGAGGACAAGCGAAAGGAAACAUUAACGUUAGCAGAAGUCGACCUAGUUACUGGUGAAGAAGGGGAAAUUCCAAUCAUUCGACAACACUGCCGAGCUCAUAUUUUCGAUGCUAAUAAGCAGAAGUGGAAUAAUAUUGGGGCUGUUCAUUUCCAUUUAAAUGAUAUUCCCAACGACAGUGUGCCAGGGAAUACCAAUGCUUUCUGCAGGUCCCGGAUAGUAGUGCGUUUAGUGUCUACACGCAGAUUGUUGAUUAAUACUCUUAUUUGGUCUCAAAUGCCUGCCGCUAUAGUUGACUCACGAACUUUGAGGAUAGGUGCAAUUAAUGAGGAAGGACAUAUCAAAAAUUAUCUUUUUGGAUUUCCACCGGAUGAGUCGGCUUCCAAAAUAUUUGAAAUGAUAAGUUUUAGAAAGUCAAACGCUACUACUCUCCCGUAUGAAAUUUGUCAUGACAUAGCACCUGUUUCAAACAAAGAUAAGGUGACUGGUUGUAAGCGUCAGUUAGAAAUUCAAGCCAAAGCAGAUGUAGAUUGCUCACUCCAUGUACCCCCGAAAAUAGCCAAUAAUAGUGUCCUUUCACCUACACCAAGUGUGGUUGUAUUUCCAAAGACUAACAUAUUUAGACCAUCGGUAUUCACUCCAGUUUGUAAAGAUUCGUUCAAUAAUUCAUCGACCCCAAAUCACUCUUGUCAUGUGGGAGAACUACAGUUUCGAAAUUCACCGUUGGAUAACGUUGUUAAACGUCUUUGUGAAAGCAGUCCAUCUGGUAGUUCUGAAUCUUCUACACUUCCAUGUAAUAACAAAGCAACUGAACCCCCGAAAUUGUCAUCGGGUGUAAAUUCUCAGAAUAUGCCUAUCAGUUCGGUUUCAAGUAAUCAAUGUGCCGAUUUCAUAUUCGGCCAUAACGUUUCGGAACGCGUCACAAAUGCUUCUUUAUCUACAGUCGUUAACCGUGAUAUCUCUGGCAAGGAUCUUCCAGUCGAGUCUUCAGAGUCAAACGACCACAGUUUAUCUCCAGAAAAAGAAGAGAGUAUAGAUGCUUCUGAGACUGGUGAGCAUUGUACUGUUCUUCCUAGUAAGCGAACAUUAGAAGAAUCUGCCGCUGCAGUAACUUCCGAGAUGCUCGAAAAGUCGACCUAUCUCUUAGCUAAUCUUCCAGAAUCUCCUAUUCUCACUGGGGAAGAAGGAGAAUACCUUACUCUGAAGGCUUACUGUCAUUUUUAUUGUUUUGAUCGUCACAAACAUGAGUGGGCCGGUCGUGGACAGGCUUACAUUCACUUGAAUGAUGUUGCAAUGAAAUCUUCAUCGUUACCUAGUCAAGUCUCCCCUUUUCCGUCUGGGCCGCCUGCACGGUCUCGUUUAGUAAUCCGCACGUGCCAAACUUUGAAACUUUUAGCCAAUGUUCCUAUCUGGUCCGGUCUGAACGUUGCUAUGGCUGAUGAACGCUCUAUUCGUCUGACUACAGUCUGUCAUCCGUCAGAAACUUUAAAUGAUUCUCAAAAUAAGCCUUCAUGUUCUAUAGAUUCAGUUGUUACAAAACCAGAAUUUUGUGCUUAUCUACUUGUUAUGCAUUCACAUAAAGAAGCUGACCGUCUUUUUCAAGCUCUUAAUUCGCGUAUAAACACUUUUACUAGUCGUUUAAACGCUAAACCUACAUAUCUUCACGAAACAAAUAGUGCAUCCAACAGUCCUGGUGAUUUUUCUUCUAUUCAUUCCCGUACACAUGGUCAUCUUGAGGAAGGUGAUGACUCUCCUAGUAUUAGUAAAGUUGAUGAGGAAAACCUACGACCAUCAUCUGAUUAGUAUCACGAGUUCUUCCAUACAUGAGGCAUGGCUCAAAUCCGGGUACAUGAAACUGUCCUUGGUAUGUCCUGAUAAAACUAGGAUCUAGACUGGAUGAAUCGUAUGAAGUCGGGCGUUAGAUAAUUGACCUACAGGUGAUAAAUAGUAACAAUGAUAUUUAUGGAUUCAAUACAAAUUUAUCAAAGUUAAUCAGUGAAAAAAAUAGAACAAUAAACCAUUGUAUUAUCUUUGGCGUAUUGGCUUUUCUAUAUCUGGAGGUGUCAUCGCUAUUAAUGUGCGGGUUAACUUUGUUGUGUUCACAGUCCUACUGCCUGUACUUGAAAAUCAGGAACCACUCCAACUCGUUGAUCCUACUGCUUAUACUUAGAAACGAGAAUCACUGCAAUUCCCACAAUGUAAAGCAAUAAAGCGUAUGACUGGUCCAUUGACGUCCCUACACAUGUCAAAAAGUCACAUCGUCAUUUGAACGAAACGCAAUCAUUUCUUUACUAAUUUUUGCACACACUUUAUAAUAACACAUCUAUGAGGAAAUAUAUAGGGUUAAUGUAGAAAUCCACACACUGAAUAUAGUUUACCAGAAGUGAUACUGGGAAUAUAAUUGCCACACUGAACAAAGUUAAUACUUGUCAUACUAAACGAAGUUUAUUCUGAAUUGAUACAAAAAAUAUCAACCUUAAAAUCGUCACGUUGAACGAAGUUCACACCUGCCACCCUGGCUGAAAUUCAUAAUAAAUCAAUACAGAAAAUAUUUACAUAAAUAAUGUCACAUCUUUAUACCGUCGUAUCAUUGGUAAUUCUCAGGUAUUUUCUUACUGUUUUACAUUAACUCAGCGCCUAACUACUGUGAAAUUAUUCAUUCAAAUUUAGACGAAAGUUUCUACUUCACUUUAUAUUAUACUAAGUUACGGCUUACUAACUUAUUAUGUUGUUUAUUAGUAAAUUAGGAAUAUCAUAGCACAUUUUACUAGGAAUUUAUCAAUUUUUCAUUUUGUGUAUCUUCGUUAUACUGAUAAACAUAAAAAAGAUCGGAUAGAUGAUCUAUCUUUAAAUUUCUAUGGUAAGUUGUAGUGAUAAUUCAAAAAAUUAGUUUAUGAGUGGAUUCGGUUGUAGUUUCUUUCCUAAAAUUUCAUCUGCAUUGCAUACUGUAAGCAUUUAUAAACAUGUCGUUUAUAUAUGUAGUGCCAGUAAAAUGUCAUGGCACCUGCCAAAUCAUCCGCCAGUCAGGUCACUGAGUGUCGAGCAGCUUACCGACCGUCGCCAAGGUCAAGGGCAGCCGAUGCGCGUCUAUUAAUUACACACUAUGGACUGGGCCAUAUAGCGAUGGUCGUACUCUGUUCUUCGUGCUUACUCUUCCUAAUAUAUUCCUGCAAUGACGUCGUUUGUUCUGUACGAUCACUAUAAUAGCCAUGGUACCUGAAUACGAAGAAAGGGUAAUCAAGGUUAAGUGCUAAGCGUGAGAUGUGACUUCGACGUUAGCUGGUUGGUCACGUCACUCCAGUCUAACUUUGGUAGGCCUCAUUCAAUACAGACCAUCUACCUUGAUGAUCAACAUAUAUGUUGUUGAGUUUUUUUGUACAAGUACAUAUUUAUAGUGUAGGAUUUAUCUUGCCUACAGACUUCUUUUAUAAGCACAUCCACAAAAUCGUUGUAUUUGGAUCAGGGUGUGAUUACAGUUAAAUAAAGUAAAACUUGGUCUUUAAUACUUUAUGUUUCUAAGACGUAAAUUAAUAUAAUUAGUAUGAGAAUAAGUAGCUGAUAUAGUUGGCCAAAAGUAAAGUGAAACAUAUAUACAUAGAAAUGUAAUAGUGUGUAGUGACUCACAUUUAUCACGAGAACACGACUGGUUUAAUAAAACAAUUAUUACCAUAACCAACUGUACCAGUGCUUGUUUUAAUGUGCUUUUGUUUGACUGUGCUAAUGACAGCUAUAUUUUGCUUCCAUUCUUUUUCUCACACUUUGAUUGUAACUUCGUGCGAAUUCGGUUACGUUCUGUAACCAAGCUUGUAUCCUGGCACGAUCUCGGUAUCCCCUCGAUACCACGAGAUCGCCAGCAAAUAUAUAUCUCAAUUUGGUCC
Schistosoma mattheei is the source of this 4369-nucleotide messenger RNA. NCBI's taxonomy places the organism in Eukaryota, Metazoa, Platyhelminthes, Trematoda, Strigeidida, Schistosomatidae. The record is from the annotation of a GenBank genome assembly.